AGUAUUCUGCUACCCCAAUAUAUAGUAGACUUAGCCCAGCUUGCCGGAUAACUGGAGUCAAUCGAAGUUGUGCUAUCUUAGUCAAAUCAGACAAAACAAUUUUUGUUUUAAACCAAGAUGACGGCCAGGACUCAAAAAGUGGUUGCAGUCGCCCUAAUCCUUGCCGCACUCCCCCUGUCUCAGGCUUGGUGGGGGUUAUUUGAGUGCGACCCUGAUGUUGAAGGAGGGGGGUGCAGUGUUUUCUGUCCUUGUGAGGAUGGCAUGACGUGUGAGGCUGGUGUUCAUCGAUGCCGCAGACCGGGAGGGGUGGGGAAUUCUUGUCACGCUACAAAACCUUGUCGCGCGGGACUAUCAUGUGAAGCUGGCAGCCAUGUAUGUCGCGCGCCUGGCGUGACAGGAGAUCCAUGUCACGCAACACGCCCCUGUGGCUCAGGAUUCUUCUGCCAGUCACUCGUUCAGAAAUGCCAACGUUACGCCCGCCUAAACGAGGCCUGUUACCCAGAAUCCUUAGAGCACCUCGGAAGCCGCUGCGACAAAGACAACGGACACUGGUGUGACCCCGUGACGCGGACUUGCGUGACAGCCUCAGAAGAAGGGGGGCCUUGUGGAAAUAUGGGAGGAAGGGAGGAUGAAGGAAGAUGUGAAAGUGAUUUAAAAUGCGAAUGUGAUGAUUCUUGUAAUUUAGAAGAAACUUUGAAAUGUGCAAAGGGUCAAGAUCACAAAACAACGCUGCAGCAAUGGGUGAAAUCGGGAAACUACUUCUGCUGCACAUGCGCAGAAAACUAGGCAUCAUGUGACCUAUGCUUUAAAUUUAUAAAUAAAGAAAGCGAAGUUAA
This is a messenger RNA of Nematostella vectensis (starlet sea anemone), 836 nucleotides long. RefSeq names its product multiple epidermal growth factor-like domains protein 11. The record is from RefSeq and is a predicted model, not a curated record. The transcript is spliced from 3 exons. Lineage: Eukaryota; Metazoa; Cnidaria; Anthozoa; Actiniaria; Edwardsiidae. The coding region runs from base 118 to 786 and encodes 222 amino acids.